Molecule: messenger RNA, 309 nt
Organism: Botrytis deweyae
Lineage: Eukaryota; Fungi; Ascomycota; Leotiomycetes; Helotiales; Sclerotiniaceae
Exons: 2
Coding region: 1-309 (102 amino acids)
Source: RefSeq, a predicted model, not a curated record
AUGCCUCCCCUCCCCUCCCUACCCCUCAAUCUCCGCCCCCAAAAACUUCUCCAAACCCUCCUCAUCAGCAUUCUCUACCUCCUCACCAUAAUACUCACCCUCUUCAGCGUCCUCGUCAUCGCCUCCACCUGGACUUUUUUCAUGCUAGAUUAUAGUUUUGAGAAUCUUUCCGUGACGGUACUUUCUGGGAUUGCGGAGUUUGUAUUGAGCACAGCUGAUAGGUUAUGCGAUUUUGUGGGGUUGGAGAUGACGGAUGAGGGGUUUUAUUAUUUUGGGAGGGAGGAGGAGGAGGAGGAGGAGGGAUGGUGA